Messenger RNA from Aedes albopictus (Asian tiger mosquito), 909 nucleotides. RefSeq lists its product as uncharacterized. Gene Ontology annotation, biological process: DNA integration. The record is from RefSeq and is a predicted model, not a curated record. Bases 1 to 909 code for a protein of 302 amino acids. The transcript has a single exon. Lineage: Eukaryota; Metazoa; Arthropoda; Insecta; Diptera; Culicidae. Gene Ontology annotation, molecular function: nucleic acid binding.
AUGCGGAUGACGUUGCAGCGAUACGACGUGGUAGUUCGUUACCGCAAAGGAAGCGAAAUGCACAUAGCAGAUUUGCUUUCAAGGACUGCCACAUCAGGGGUUCAAGCUUCGGAUAGAUUGCACGACCAAAAGGUAGAAGCAGCGCUUCAAGAGAUCCAAAAUAUCAACGUAAUGGAGUUCAUCAACAUCUCGGACGAACGGUUUGGAGAAAUUGCGAAUGAAACCAGAAAGGAUUGGACUUUGAGCAAAUUGAUGCGUUUGCUCGUCGAAGGAUGGCCCGAAAAGAAAGCUGAUCUAGAUGAUGAGAUGCACAGUUACUGGAAUAUGAAAAAUGACCUAUCAACGUAUCAAGGAGUUAUUUUCAAAAACGGCAGAGUGUUGGUACCCAGAAGCCUUCGAAAGAAACUGUUAGACAACCUGCACAUGGCGCAUUUGGGAAUCGACUACACUCUUCGAGCUGCCAGGGAGUCAUUUUUCUGGCCUGGUAUGAGUGAUCAAGUCAUCAAUUACAUAAGAAACUGCGAAGUUUGUAUGGAAUUUAGUGGACACCAGCAGAAACCUCCAAUGACUACGCACCAAAUACCUGAAUAUCCAUUCCAGCGGGUCAAUAUUGAUCUUGGUGAGAUCAAAAUCGACAACAAAAAGUUGAUCAUGAUGGUCACAGCUGACAGCUACUCGGAUUUCGUGGAAGUUGAUUUUUUGAAUGAUACCAAAACGAAAUCGAUUGUUAGUGCCUGCAAACGUAAUUUUGCACGGCAUGGGAGUCCCGAAGUAGUGGUUACCGAUAAUGGACCGCAAUUCGAUAAUGCGGAAUGGACUGAAUUCGCACAACAGUGGUUCCACUGUUCGCCCACGCAACCUCUUCGCCAUACCAUGCACAAGGCAAUGGAAAGUCUGAAUCGGCAGUGA